AUGGGAGGCGAAACGGACAACCUUCCGACGCGGAGGCGCACCAACUCGGGGCUUAUGGGUUCUUCGGCCAUGAUCUCACCCAAGAAGGAAGAGGACACCACCUACGCCAAGCACACCCUGAUGCGAUGUCGAUAUUACUACGUCGGCUGUCAUGAGAUGAUCGAGAGCGGCAAAUACGUCCAGCAUCUGGAAGAUUACCAACGCGAGCAUCUGCGGCAGCUGGAGGCGACGGUGGCGCUCCAAUCGCAGAAGAUCGCCCUGCUCGAGACUCAAUCUGCGAAUGCGGUCGCGGCGCAGUUUAGGGAGGAGCUUCCUCGCCUGGUCGAGCCAGUUCGCACCGCCCCGCAGCCGCUGUCGGCGAGGGAACUCCUGAACGCGUUGGCGGACCUACUGGAGAAACAGCUGUGCGAGUUCUUCUCGUCGACUCGCGAGUUCGCUGCGCCCAAGGCCGAUGACUUCGACACGCCCGGCCUCAGGACAUGGCAGAUCAUUCACCUCUUCGUCCUCUCCUUUGUCGUUUUCUGCUACCUGUCCCUUGCUGGGAUGGGCAGGCUGUGGGCCGUGCUGCAGUUCGUGCCGUUGGUGGCCUACGGCUCGCUGAUGACCCUCCACUGGUGGUAUGCGCUGUUCUUCUCGCCGGCCGCCAACACGGUCAUCUCGCUCGGCGUCGUAUGCCUCUGGGGCAGUAUCAGCCUCUUCCUCCCUGUAUUCUAA
Messenger RNA from Acanthamoeba castellanii str. Neff, 714 nucleotides. RefSeq lists its product as uncharacterized. Bases 1 to 714 code for a protein of 237 amino acids. The transcript has 3 exons. The record is from RefSeq and is a predicted model, not a curated record. NCBI's taxonomy places the organism in Eukaryota, Discosea, Longamoebia, Acanthamoebidae.